UGCCUAGAAGGCACUAGGGUCGAUCUCGCCCAGCGUAUUAUGACUUGGUGUCGCAACACUGGGGAUAGCGAGAACCGGCUAAUGCUGCUUACUGCUGUGGCUGGUGCCGGUAAGACUUCGAUUGUACACACUAUAGCGGAAAGAUGCGAAAAGGAAGCUGUCCUGUUACUCUGCUUCUUUUUCAAAGCUGGCGAACAGUCACGGCCUCAUUAUCUUUUCAGCAGCAUGGCCCGAAGUCUAGCAAAGCGUGACCCGGAUUAUCGCACGUUCGUUCUCUCUGCUCUUCAAAAGGAUCCCACCCUCUCAACGGCUCCAUUCACGAUGCAAUUCAAGAAGCUGGUG
Cantharellus anzutake is the source of this 342-nucleotide messenger RNA. RefSeq lists its product as uncharacterized. NCBI's taxonomy places the organism in Eukaryota, Fungi, Basidiomycota, Agaricomycetes, Cantharellales, Hydnaceae. The transcript has a single exon. The annotation marks the transcript as partial. The record is from RefSeq and is a predicted model, not a curated record.